Osmia lignaria (orchard mason bee) is the source of this 1536-nucleotide messenger RNA. The record is from RefSeq and is a predicted model, not a curated record. NCBI's taxonomy places the organism in Eukaryota, Metazoa, Arthropoda, Insecta, Hymenoptera, Megachilidae.
UUUGUUACCUCGUAUAACACAGCGCCAUGUUUCUUGUAUGUACCCUGUCCUUUUAAUUACACAAAUGAAUGUUUUAUCCACGUGACAAAGUUACGAAUUAUAAUUUUUUUAUUUUGGUUCUUACAGAUAAAUUACAUAAGCUCUACUUAACAGAUCAGAUAAAAGAAACAAAAAUUAUCUCAUAUGAAAAAUAAAAUAAUGUAAAUAACAUCGGGUUGUUACUCUAUCUUAUAUCUCGUCUGUGGUAAAAUAGCUGCGGACUCCCUCUAUUGUGUUCUGCUUUACAUAUUCUAAACUGUGCUUUCCAUUUUCAACCGAAGAUCGUUAUUGUAAUUUUGAUUUCAACCACGUUAGGAUAUAUUUUGUUACAAGAGGUCAAUUUUUAUUUUAACGGCAACUAUUAAUAUAAAAUAAAAUGAUUGAUAUUAAGAUACCGAAAGCUCCAAAUGGGAUGUCCCUUGGGGUUUCAUGUCUUGCGGCAGCCGGCAUGGCUGCUUAUGGUAUCUCGAAGUCCAUGUAUACGGUGGAUGCUGGUCACAGAGCAAUUAUAUUUUCCCGUUUGGGAGGUAUUCAAGAAGAAAUUAGGACUGAAGGCCUUCAUUUCCGUGUUCCAUGGUUCCAUUGGCCAAUUAUUUAUGAUAUUAGGAGCAGACCUAGAAAAUUAUCUUCACCUACAGGAUCUAAAGAUUUACAAAUGGUUAAUAUUUCUCUUCGUGUACUUUCUAGGCCUGAUGCAAGUAAAUUACCUAUAGUAUACCGUAACUUAGGUCUUGAUUAUGAUGAAAAGGUCUUACCAAGUAUUUGUAAUGAAGUAUUAAAAUCAGUGGUUGCAAAGUUUAAUGCAUCUCAGCUAAUUACACAAAGACAGCAAGUAUCAAAUAUGGUAAGAAAAGAAUUAACUGAACGUGCUAGGGAUUUCAACAUUGUUUUGGAUGAUGUAUCAAUAACUGAAUUAAGCUUUGGUAAAGAAUAUACUGCUGCUGUAGAAUCUAAACAGGUUGCCCAGCAGGAGGCACAAAGAGCAGCUUUCUUUGUAGAAAAAGCGAUACAAGAAAAGCAGCAAAAAAUUGUUCAGGCUGAGGGUGAAGCAGAAGCAGCUAAAAUGCUUGGUUUAGCUCUUAGUCAAAAUCCUGGUUAUUUAAAGUUGAGAAAAAUUCGGGCAGCGCAAACUAUUUCUCGCAUGAUCGCAAACUCUCCAAAUCGUCUAUACCUUAGCGGUAACAGUUUGAUGUUGAAUAUUCAAGAUCCAGCAUUUGAUGUUGCAUCAGACAAAUUAAAAAGUCUUGAAAGGACGAACCCGAAAAACUGGAAUGAUGCUACGCAAAGCGCAAUGAAAUCUUUAGUGUCCGACCAUCAGCCGACAGUGAAAAAUUACGAAAAUCCAUUGAUUAAAUCAUCUGUAUCAAUACCUCCAGAAGAACAAGCUUCAAAGAGAUUUUGCGAUGCGAGCUCGUCUUUUCUAACACGUUCCUUAUCCAAUCUAUUAUCCUCAUUUUGUCGAAGCUGCAAAAUAAAACAACCUAUUUUUUAAUCAUA